GCCCCGGCGCGGCCCCGGCGGCGGGUGCCUGGAUGUGGAGUUUGUCAUGAGUCCGGCCGGCUGCUCGCAUGUGAACAGCUUUAAGGUGGAGAACUGGCGGCAGAACCUGCGGGUCAUCUACCAGUGCUUCGUGUGGAGCGGGACCCCCGAGACCAGAAAGCGCAAGGCAAAGUCGUGCAUCUGUCAUAUGUGUGGCGCCCACUUAAAUAGACUCCACUCUUGCCUCUACUGUGUCUUCUUUGGCUGUUUUACAAAGAAACAUAUUCAUGAGCACGCAAAGACAAAGCGACAUAACUUGGCCAUAGACCUUUUGUAUGGGGGUAUAUACUGCUUUAUGUGUCAGGAUUACAUAUACGACAAAGACAUGGAACAAAUUGCCAAAGAAGAACAACGGAAGGCUUGGAAAUUACAAGCCUUCACCCCAACAGUGGUUUCUCACUACCAGUGUACAAUGACAGGCAUUGGAGAGAAGUAUUCAACUUGGGAGCCAACCAAACGGGAGCUAGAAUUGCUUCGACAUAAUCCGAAGCGGAGAAAAAUAACCACAAAUUGUACCAUAGGUCUGCGAGGGCUAAUCAAUCUUGGGAACACGUGUUUUAUGAACUGUAUCGUCCAAGCACUUACCCACACUCCACUACUGCGAGAUUUCUUCCUUUCUGACAGGCACAAAUGUGAAAUGCAAAGUCCCAGCUCGUGUCUGGUUUGUGAAAUGUCUACGCUUUUUCAGGAGUUUUACUCUGGGCACCGAUCUCCUCACAUUCCAUAUAGGUUAUUGCACCUGGUAUGGACGCAUGCACGACAUUUAGCAGGGUACGAGCAACAGGAUGCACACGAGUUCCUCAUUGCUGCAUUAGAUGUGCUGCACAGACACUGCAAAGGUGACGAUAAUGGGAAGAAGGCCAACAAUCCCAACCACUGUAACUGCAUCAUCGACCAAAUCUUUACAGGCGGACUGCAGUCAGACGUCACCUGUCAAGUCUGCCAUGGCGUUUCUACAACGAUAGACCCAUUCUGGGACAUCAGUUUAGACCUGCCUGGUUCUUCAACUCCAUUCUGGCCACUUAGUCCAGGGAGUGAUGGCAGCGUGGUAAAUGGGGAAAGUCAUGUAUCCGGAACCACCACACUCACAGACUGCUUGCGAAGGUUUACACGGCCAGAGCACUUAGGAAGCAGUGCCAAAAUCAAAUGUAGUGGUUGCCAUAGCUACCAGGAAUCCACCAAACAACUCACUAUGAAGAAAUUACCCAUCGUGGCCUGUUUUCAUCUCAAACGGUUUGAACACUCAGCCAAACUGAGGCGAAAGAUCACUACGUAUGUCUCCUUCCCUUUGGAGCUGGACAUGACACCGUUUAUGGCCUCCAGUAAAGAGAGCAGAAUGAACGGACAGUACCAGCAGCCAACGGAUAGUCUAAACAAUGAUAAUAAGUAUUCCUUGUUUGCAGUAGUUAAUCACCAAGGAACCUUGGAGAGCGGGCACUAUACCAGCUUUAUUCGGCAACACAAGGACCAGUGGUUCAAAUGUGAUGAUGCCAUCAUCACUAAGGCUAGCAUUAAGGAUGUUCUAGACAGUGAAGGGUACUUACUGUUCUAUCACAAACAAUUCCUGGAGUAUGAGUAGCCUUACCCAACAGCUCUCCAGAAAAGUGAAAGGAAUUAAGCCUUCUGAAAUGACACGAAGACCUACCUGAAAUGAAAAAAAUAAGCCCAUACAACAACAAGCAACCGCACGCACUGAGCUGUGUACUAGGACCUACUUGAUUACUGAACAUGGGCCUGUCGGAGGAAGAAAUGAACAAUGUCCGACAUCCACAUGGUCUUGAAUGGACAGAAAGGGGGGGAGGGGGAAGAGGCUAAAGUCAGUCUCAUAAAACAGGAAAACAAAAUAAAAGGAAUGUUCUGGGUGGGGAAAAUGGGAGCAGAGGAGUCCUGACACUGGUACAUCUCCAAUGUUCCUUCAAUAAAAAAAAAAAGGUGGGAAGGUGGGAUAUACCCUUAUCUCCAUAAAGCAUCUUCUCCAUUGGUGCUUCAGCUCCAACUGACCAAUCAUAUAACAGUUAUAAGUUUAAAAAAAAGGUUUUAAAAAAAUCCAAGCCCAUUUUUUUUUUUUUUUUGUUAGUGCAUAUGGGUCUGAAAGCAGUAAAGUGGAGGAGACAGGGAUGACACAACAGAAAAAGGACUUUACAAGUAUCUUUUUAUUUGUGAAUUUUAGUUAUUAAAUAAAUACAGUAUGAAACUA
This is a messenger RNA of Vombatus ursinus (common wombat), 2236 nucleotides long. It is a transcript of the gene USP22, whose product is annotated as ubiquitin specific peptidase 22. Gene Ontology annotation, molecular function: zinc ion binding; cysteine-type deubiquitinase activity. Lineage: Eukaryota; Metazoa; Chordata; Mammalia; Diprotodontia; Vombatidae. Bases 47 to 1618 code for a protein of 523 amino acids. The record is from RefSeq and is a predicted model, not a curated record. The transcript is spliced from 14 exons. Gene Ontology annotation, biological process: protein deubiquitination.